Messenger RNA from Pyricularia grisea, 879 nucleotides. RefSeq lists its product as uncharacterized. Bases 184 to 735 code for a protein of 183 amino acids. The transcript has 2 exons. NCBI's taxonomy places the organism in Eukaryota, Fungi, Ascomycota, Sordariomycetes, Magnaporthales, Pyriculariaceae. The record is from RefSeq and is a predicted model, not a curated record.
ACAAAACACUGAUAAUCUUUUGAUUCCUAGACUUUCUUUGAAGGCUGGCUUUCCAGUCAACGUCUCUCAUUGUUGUAUUAUCUUUACCGUUUUUCCGUUGUCUUGCAUCAUCUACUGCUUCUACUAGUCGAUCGCCAGGUCCUUUGUCUUUGCCAUUCGGUACAACAUAACACCAUUUAAAAGAUGAAGUUUCAAAUUCUGUACGCCACAGUCGCCGCUGGUGCUGUAGCAGCUCUUGAUAUGAGCAACCAUGAUCCCAAGCCAGGUGUACCGGUCGAGUUCAGACCCUUUUAUGAAGCACUCGUGGGCCAAGCCGACAACAUGUCUGCAACCACCUCCUUCACUGAUUUCUUCACCAGCACGGGCCGACAGACAACAUUGACGCUAGACUGUGUCGGCCCCGCAGCUAUCCUCAAGUGCAAGCAGGGAUUCCUGCCACCAGACGGAAGCAAGACGCUGAGCCACUUCCCAAACACCACCUUCGUCGUGAGCAACAACGACACCGCCACCGUCUUUGAGGUUCAUGGGCGGAUCGAGCACAACUACGUCAAGGGUAACUGUUCGCAGAAUUACUACAAGACUCAGUACACUGUGCUGAAGACAGACGAGAGGCUCGAGGCCAUGGCGAAUUUAACCCCCAAGCCCGAGCAUCAGGUCACGUGGUACCACGACUACUACAUCGACCCUCCGUUUGUGCCAAACAGCGUGCCCUGCGAUAGCUUGAAGGGCAAAUAACGAAUUGGAACAUCGAGAGCUGCUUGGGGCAUUAGAGAACGUACUUGUAGAGAUGAAGCGAAGGUUGCUUGUUCUGACAAUUGAUUGUUUGUGUUAUAUAUCAACCUUUUUAUAACCAUAACCCUUAAUCCAGAUCGAGCGAGU